This is a messenger RNA of Aplysia californica (California sea hare), 2618 nucleotides long. Its product is annotated as triokinase/FMN cyclase. Bases 472 to 2007 code for a protein of 511 amino acids. Gene Ontology annotation, biological process: glycerol catabolic process. The record is from RefSeq and is a predicted model, not a curated record. Gene Ontology annotation, molecular function: glycerone kinase activity. Lineage: Eukaryota; Metazoa; Mollusca; Gastropoda; Aplysiida; Aplysiidae. The transcript is spliced from 17 exons. Gene Ontology annotation, cellular component: cytosol.
AUAUAUGCAACCACAUUUUGAAGGAGAAUACCCCUGAAUGUGCUCUGCAGUGCUUGUUUUCACAGAUGGCUCGUUUGUAGAAACCGAAAGUAGGCCUAGCGAGUUGGGUGAUUGUCAAAAGAUUCCUUCAUAACAGGACUUCUUUAAGCUCUUCCUGGGGCUCCUGUCCUUGUGGAAGUUACGUUCGCAGUUUAAGGAUCUCAACUUGAAUAACACUGUUUGCUAUUAAGUAUUUGGAAGGCAGGAAAAGGUCCUGUCAGCACUGAGGUCAACCAUGCAGAAGUGUCCAAUUGUGAACGUGAGUGCAAUGAAGGUCUGGUGGCUGUCCACCCAGGGCUCAGUUUGGUCGACGGUGAAACGGUGGUCGUCCGCUCAGAUGCCGCCGAUGUGACAGCAGCCAACAAGGUCAUUCUGAUCAGUGGCGGAGGCUCUGGGCACGAGCCUGGACAUGCAGGGUACACUGGCAAAGGAAUGCUGACGGCCAGCGCUUGUGGCUCUGUGUUUGCCUCCCCUCCUCCCAAAUGUAUCAUGGCCGCCGUGGAUGCUGCGUGUGGGCAGAAUAAAAACUGCGCUGUAAUGAUGAUUGUCACCAACUACACCGGUGACCGACUCAACUUUGGCAUUGCCUGUGAACGAGCCAGGGUGAAAGGUCACCAGACAGAGAUGAUCGUGGUCGGGGAGGACUGCGCGCUGGACUCUGUGGAUCAUUCUGCCGGCAGGAGAGGUCUGGCUGGAACCAUGUUUAUUCAUAAGAUUGCAGGGGCAAUGGCAGAGCAGGGCAUGGGUCUGGCUGAGAUGACGUCAGAGCUCAACAAAAUCAAAUCCAGAAUGGGUACGAUGGGCGUGUCCCUCUCCCCUUGCUCAGUCCCCGGGUCUGGCCCAAACUUCACGCUACAGCCGGAUGAGAUGGAGCUCGGUCUGGGAGUUCACGGUGAAGCCGGUGUGAAGAGAAUCAAGGUGCUGUCAGCCAAGGAGACAGUGAGGACUAUGAUGGAUCACAUGACCAACCCUCAGUCCUCCACUCACAUUGAUGUUUCUUCAGGAGACAGAGUUGCUCUGAUGGUCAACAACUUGGGAGGAACUUCUGUCCUGGAGCUGAACAUUGUGGCUAAGGAGGCCAUCGAGUACUUGGAGCGGCGCGGUGUGUCUGUGGAGAGAGCGUACUGUGGCACGUACAUGACUUCUCUCGAGAUGGCCGGCGUGUCGAUCACUGUGCUCCACAUUGACGACAGAAUCAGAGCAUUUCUGGAUUUCCCGACAGAUGCUCCGGGCUGGAAGUCGUGCUACUUGCCCCCGGGCGCGACAGUCAGGAUAACCCCGCCUCUGGUCAAGGUUCAGCUGGAUGACCAAAUCCUGUCUGAUGCUGGUGCCGGUAAACUUGACGCAGCUGCGAGUGCGCUGGUUUACAAGUCCAUCAAGCACGUCUGCGAGCGCCUGGUGUCCAGCGAGGCCCACCUCAAUGACCUUGACACUCAGUCUGGGGACGGCGACUGUGGCUCGACUGUGGCCAGAGGCGCCAGAGCCAUCCUGUCCAAGCUAGGCUCGGCGGAGCAGCCCGGUCUCCCUGUGGACUGUCCACUCACACUGGCUCUGAGGCUGGGGCAGAUCGCUGAGGACACCAUGGGAGGAUCCUCCGGGGCUCUGUACAGCUUAUUUUUCACGGGCGCGUCCCAGGAGCUGAAGACUCUCACGGCUGACAGCUUGGCCAAAGCCGUGGACUCUGGGCUGAAGGCUUUGAUGAAGUACGGAGGAGCAAAGCCAGGCCAGAGAACUAUGAUUGAUCCUAUUGAUGCGGCCAGUAAAAGUCUGAGUCAAAACAGCCAGCUGUCCUUGUCCGAGGCUGUGAAAGUGGCGGCAAAGGCCAGCGAGGCCAUGGCACAGAGCACGGCAGGGAUGGACGCUCAGGCCGGCCGAGCCAGCUACGUCAACAAAGAACUGUUGACCAAACCAGACCCAGGGGCCGUGGCAGUGGCUAUGUGGAUGACCGCUAUCGCCGAUGCUCUGUGAAGUCUGUACCGGUACCGUAGUGUGCACACAGAGCUGUGACGACUGCUAUCGCCGAUGCUCUGUGAAGUCUGUACAGUACCAUAGUGCGCACACAGUGCAGUGGUGACCGUUCUGUAGUUGUCUUUGUAACUGACGCUCUGUAGUAGUUAUCUUUGCAACCGAUGCCCUGAAGUGCCACUGACCGAUGGUCAUGCAGUGGUGAUGUCAGGGCUUGGGGAAAUUUUGCUCAAUAUUUGUGGCAGAAAAAUACUUAUGUUGCUCUAUUGAUUGUUGUUUUGCGAGGACUAUUGUGAAGCCUAUAUUAGAAGUGGAAAAAGAGAUUAUGUUGCUCUAUUGAUUGUUGUUUUGCGAGGACUAUUGUGAAGCCUAUAUUAGAAGUGGGAAAAGAGAUUAUGUUGCUCUAUUGAUUGUUGUUUUGCGAGGACUAUUGUGAAGCCUAUAUUAGAAGUGGAAAAAGAGCAUUUGUGCCAUGUUUCCGUUAUUUUCUCCUACUUUAAAAAAUGCCAGUACUGCUGUAAGUACUAUUUAGUAUUAUAUAAAAAUUAUUGUAGAUCUAUAAAAUAUUAUAUCAAUUAUAUAACACUAAUAAAAUAAUAUAAUUCAGGAUCAAA